Lotus japonicus is the source of this 1106-nucleotide messenger RNA. Its product is annotated as bidirectional sugar transporter N3-like. The record is from RefSeq and is a predicted model, not a curated record. Gene Ontology annotation, molecular function: sugar transmembrane transporter activity. Gene Ontology annotation, biological process: carbohydrate transport. NCBI's taxonomy places the organism in Eukaryota, Viridiplantae, Streptophyta, Magnoliopsida, Fabales, Fabaceae. Gene Ontology annotation, cellular component: membrane. The transcript has 4 exons. The coding region runs from base 112 to 894 and encodes 260 amino acids.
ACCACAAGAUUUAGGGGUUGAGUUUGGAAGAAAGUUAAGGGCUCUUCCCUGCACCUAAUUCUUGUGUGUGUGUGGUGGUAGCUAGACUAAAGUCAAAAAGAGUGAGAUAUCAUGGCCCUCAGUCACAAUACUUUGGCUUUUACCUUCGGCAUGCUGGGUAAUGUCAUUUCAUUCAUGGUAUUCCUGGCUCCAAUAACAACAUUUUACCGAAUAUACAAGAAGAAAUCUACAGAGGGAUUUCAAUCACUGCCUUACCUAGUGGCAUUGUUCAGUUCCAUGCUUUGGUUGUACUAUGCUAUGGUAAAAAAAGAUGCUUUUCUCCUGAUUACCAUUAACUCAUUCGGUUGUGUCAUAGAGAUCAUCUACAUCAUCUUGUACAUGAUCUAUGCGCCCAGGGAUGCUAGGAACUUAACUUUGAAGCUGUUUACGGCAAUGAACGUGGGGUCGUUUGCUCUGAUCCUCUUAGUGACACACUUUGCUGUGCACGGGCCACUUCGUGUUCAAGUCCUUGGAUGGAUCUGUGUUUCUAUUGCGGUCAGUGUGUUUGCAGCGCCGCUAAGCAUUGUGGCACAAGUUGUUCGAACAAAGAGCGUAGAGUUCAUGCCCUUCAACCUGUCAUUUACAUUGACAUUGAGCGCCACAAUGUGGUUUGGUUAUGGUCUCUUUCUGAAGGACAUAUGCAUUGCUCUCCCAAAUAUAUUGGGGUUUGGACUCGGGUUAAUUCAGAUGGUGCUCUAUGCCAUUUAUAGAAAUGGAAAUGAAAAGGGAAAGAAGCCUGCAGCAGCACUCAAAAGCGUUGUUAUAGAGAUCCCGACAUCAAAUGUGAUCGGAGAAGAAGUGGGAGAAGAGAAGGAGAAAACAGAGGAACCACCUGUUAAUGCCUGCGCUGCCUAACUAGCUAAUUGCGCCGUCUAUGUUAUUGUUUUAUGUCCCACGUACGACUAUCUGCGUUUGUUUCCACCAUUGUUAAUUAGGUUACUUUAAUUUGCUAGGCUAGUGCGCUAGUGAUUCUAUCUUUAAAUUUCCACCGUACGUUGAAUUUAAUUUGCAUUGUAUAUCUCGCAAUCUAUGACCAUUAAUGAUGCAUGCUUCACUCUUUUUAUUAA